AUGAAGCCAAGAAAUAUAAACAAUUUGUUAGCCAUUUGGUGCAUCAUAUUUUCCAUCUGUGAGUAUGGCUACGUAAGGAGCCUCCGCGUAGGGUUUCGCAGAAACUACAGUCAGAUCCACAAUCCUGAUCAGCAUGGGGAAAGCGAAGCAGACUUUCGAAGAAGUGGACAGUUAAGGGAUUUGGGAAAAAACGCAAACAUUUUAUCUAAUAAUAUUUCUUACAAUAGCAAAAACGAGGUUUCAUUUCUUAGUCAGAAAAAAAAACUUGAAGAUGAUGACGAUGACGAGUUGGGGGCCCUCUACGACGACGAUGAUGAUGAUGCGUCUACCACUACGGGAGGCGGCUCUGCGACGAGUGACGACGACGAUCUGGAGCUUCCCGACCAGGACGAGGGGGCAGACGAAGGAGAGGCCGAGAAUCAGCUAACCACCGAGGACGACGCAGAGAGUAGCGGGACAGACAAAGGAUUCAAAAAGAAGGUCAAACUGAGCAGACAGGAAAAACUCAUAGAAGAUAAAAAAGAACAGACGGAUAAUACCUUUAAGAAGUACCGCUUCAACGAUGACGAAGAGUCCAAAAAAAAAUCCUCAAGAAAAAGUAAAUCCGUGAACCCGAGCUCCUCAGACAUGGAUAAUGACGAUAAUGAUGAUAAUGACGAUGGUGGCCAUAGUGACAAGGGCGACCGUGAUGAUGACGAGGAAGAUAAAACGCAAUCCAACACUAGGAACGCUAUGAAGAAGGACUUGGACGUCUUUCCAGGGUUAUACUUUGCAGGCAUCGGGUAUGACUCCCUAUUUGGAAACCCCUUGGGGGAAGCGGACUCUUUGACGGACCCCGGUUAUAGGGGGCAGAUUAUACUGUUGAACUGGGAGCUUAGCAACAAAGGAGUUGCGAACGACUUGGCUACUUUGCAACCCUUGAAUGGAUGGAUUCGAAAGGAAAACGCCUGCAGUAGAGCAGAAUCGAUAAAAGAGUGCAGCAGCGUUUCGGAAUACACGAAAAACCUGACGGCAGAGGCGAGCGUGUCGGGUAGCUACAUGGGAUUCGGGGCCUUCUCGGCCUCCACCGGGUAUAAGAAGUUCCUCCAGGAAACGUCCAAGCGGACCAGCAAAACGUAUUUGAUCAAAUCCAACUGCGUGAAGUACACGGUUGGCUUGCCUCCCUACGUGCAAUGGUGAAUGAAAAAGGACGGAGUCAGCGUGAAGGCGCAAGUAAAGGCUCAGUUUGGCUUUGCCAGCGUAGGAGGGUCGACAAACGUCAGUUCUGAUAACUCCUCCAAAGCGAACGAAGAUAAUUAUGAGAUGAGCGAACAGCUAGUUGUAAUUGGAGGAAACCCAAUCAAGGAUGUCACGAAGGAAGAGAAUUUGUACGAAUGGUCCAAAACUGUAUCAAAACACCCGAUGCCAAUAAAUAUAAAGCUACUACCAAUUUCUACCAUUUUUGAAAGCGACGAUUUGAAGAACUCCUACGAGAAGGCGCUCAUUUACUACACCAGGCUAUAUGGCUUUUCCCCUCACGACACGAUGCAGAAGGACGAGAAGGACAUAGUUAAAAUUCUGACCGCUUCGACGACAGUCACCAAGAGUGGCUCACCCCCCAUAAGCGCGGAAUGCCCACAUAACACGGUCGUCUUAUUUGGCUUUGUAGUCAGGCAGAACUUUUGGGACCAUACGAACAAAUUGAAGUCAUACGAAAUGGAGAUCUGUGAAUCUGGCAUGAGUACCUGCACGUCGAAACAGGGAAGUUCAAACAAGUAUGAUGUGUCCUAUGCUUACAUCGAAUGUGGUACCCAAGCUUUACCGUUCAUCGAGCAGGUGGUCAGCGUAAGUGGCACCACUUACAAUUCCUUGAAAUGUCCAAAUGAUUACUCUAUUUUGUUUGGGUUUGGAAUGGCUACUUCUUCUGGCAAGCACCAAUCGGCUCUCUACUCGUAUUUCACGCCCUGCCGACCAGGCAUGAAAAGCUGCUCCCUAAACAUGAACAAUCAAGAUGACAAGAGCUACAUAUAUCUGGUCUGUGUAGACGCAACCAUAUGGACUGGCUUGAACAACCUGUCGCUAAUCACCAAGGAUGAUUUACACACCCCUGUUAACAAGUAUAAGCAAUUUAAUGAUGGUGAAUUAGUCGUUACAUGUCCUUCGGAAGGAACCAUAUUGACGGGAUUUUAUGGUGAGACGCAUACGUCCAGUCCUUAUGUGCCUGCGCCCUUUGGCAAAUGUGACAAGAGUUUAAAGGCCUGUUCAGUGCAUGGGUGUGGCCAAGCAAUCGGCCUUCACAACUACAGGACAUUGUUCGGCGUGGUGCUGUGCAAGAAUAACUAG
Messenger RNA from Plasmodium cynomolgi strain B, 2322 nucleotides. RefSeq names its product sporozoite protein with MAC/Perforin domain. The coding region runs from base 1 to 1179 and encodes 392 amino acids. The record is from RefSeq and is a predicted model, not a curated record. The transcript has 7 exons. NCBI's taxonomy places the organism in Eukaryota, Apicomplexa, Aconoidasida, Haemosporida, Plasmodiidae.